Cephus cinctus (wheat stem sawfly) is the source of this 2484-nucleotide messenger RNA. RefSeq names its product 1,5-anhydro-D-fructose reductase-like. The record is from RefSeq and is a predicted model, not a curated record. The coding region runs from base 121 to 1200 and encodes 359 amino acids. Gene Ontology annotation, molecular function: aldose reductase (NADPH) activity. Gene Ontology annotation, cellular component: cytosol. The transcript has 7 exons. Lineage: Eukaryota; Metazoa; Arthropoda; Insecta; Hymenoptera; Cephidae.
GAAUUACCUCAGCAGUUAAUCUCAACGAUCCAUAUGGGACACCAAUCAGUUAUCAGUAGCCCCAGACUGUCUUAUAUUGCGGCUGAGCAGCUGUAUCUAAUCAGCAAAGGUUGUUGACAUAUGACGGGAGAUUCUAGUCUAACGGGAGACGGGGCUCGAGUGGGAGGUAGUCUAUUCGCAGCGCUGGAACUUACCACAGGAAUGGCUAAACGGGCGAUAAGACUAUCAUCAGGCUACGAGAUGCCCAUCUUGGGUCUAGGCACAUGGGAGGCGAAACCAGAAGAAAUUGAAACGGCCGUAAGAACGGCUUUGGAGAAUGGUUACAGGCACAUCGAUACUGCUUUCGUUUAUAGAAAUGAAGAAGCCAUUGGUAUGACUCUAAAAAAAUGGUUUGAAAAUGGCGGUAAACGAGAAGAAUUAUUCGUCACGACAAAACUACCGUCUUAUGGUCACGGUGCUGGCCAGGUGGAGAAGUACCUGAAGCUCUCUUUGGAAAGGCUUGGAUUGGAUUACGUUGACAUGUACUUGAUUCAUGCGCCCUUUAGCGUUCUUAAAGAUGAAAAUGCUGAAGCACCGCUUAAGCGCGACGACGGAAGUGUCGUGCUGAACUUAGACACCGAUCCCGUCGCUGUAUGGAAGGAAAUGGAAAAGCAGGUGAAAAGUGGACGGGCCAGGUCGAUUGGUCUGAGUAACUUUAACGAGGAUCAAAUUCUUGAGAUAAUAAAUAAUUCAGAAAUAAAGCCAAGCAACUUACAGGUAGAAUUGCAUGUUUAUAUCCAGCAAAAACCACUACGUGAGUUUUGCAAAAAGCAGAAAAUUGCAGUGACGGCGUACAGUCCUCUGGGUUCGCCAGGUUCCAAGACAUUUUUCCAAGGAAUGUCCAAAUACGAUCCUGACAAGUUUCCGAAUCUACUCGGUCACCCGGUAGUGCAAAAAAUUGCCGAAGCCCAUAAGAAAACAACUGCUCAAGUUCUACUGCGACACUUAGUUCAGCAAGGCAUUAUUGUCAUUCCAAAAAGUUCCUCACCAGACAGAAUCAAGUCCAACGCGGAUAUAUUUGAUUUUGAAUUGUCCAACGAAGAACUAAAGCAAAUGGAUGCUUUGGAUCGUGGGGCCGCAGGUCGCAUUUUCGAUUUCCUGUUCGUCAAAGGGGUCGAGAAUCAUCCUCAUUAUCCAUUUAAGAGCGAAUUGACGCAAUAGAUAAAUCCAAUGUUUCGUCGUGUAUCUAAAAGAAUAUUUAAACUAUAAUAUCACACUUUUGUUUUAACUUUAUAUCCAAAUUUAUCCAUUAGAGACCUCGAACUUUUAAAAUAUUUUCGUUGAUUGUGAAUAUCUGAUAAAAAUUUUCGAAGCAACGCUUGAUCUACUUAUCUUCGGUCAACGAUUAUUAUCACGUCGUACUGGUUCAACCGUCCAGUCUACUUUAUCGACAGUAGGUAAUGACGUCGAUAACACGUUGCAUCACUUAUCGAUAGAUCCGGAACAUUGUUCGCGGCACUUCCUUCUUUGCCCUGAUACCGUAGUGACAUCUGUCAAGGACAACCUCCAUUACUGUUCAGUUACCCCACAAAUCCGUAGAAUCAAAUAGGUUGUACCUAUGUAAGGGUAAACAGUCACAGGUUGAAAUGUUGAGAAUCUGUAGUAAAUAACGAUGCGCUUUGAUUCGAACGGGAUGCCGGCAAGAAUCGGUUACUGUGAUUGCUUUACGAGCGGGAGGUCGAGGUUCGUGCUCGUAGUGGAAAUUGCCGUUACCCGUUCUCGUUCAAACAUUCAGUUUCACUUUGAAAAGGGAUUCAGUGGACGCUGCGUUGUCGGACAGGGACACCGAUCUGAGCGGUUGAACCAAAGGAAGGAGAGGUUGUGCUUUUCGUGCGUCACUUACGUUUCUGCUUGCUAGACGUUGUCCCAUUAUAGAUAACGUUACUGUCGGCGGAAUCGCGUACGUCGACCGCCCGAAGGAGCCAGCAACAGCGAAAGAACACAGAGUAACGAGAUUUCUUCCAUGUCAUCGCUUUUUGAAUCACGUUUCCUUCACGCUGCUUCUCCCUUCUGGACUCUGUCUGAGCACUCUCGCUACCCUCGCCAGCCAUCUCUUGCCUUUAUACACUACAUACGUGCGAUCGCGUUAAUAUUUAUACCUGAUACAGCUAUAUGUAUGUAUAUUAUAUAUUUAUUGCGUACGAAUAUGUGUAUAUGUCUAAAUAAUAUAAUAUGUAUUAUAAUAAAGUACAGAACAAAUGUCUCCCGGUGCUAUCCUCGAUCUUCAGGAUACUUACUUCGCAUUUGCUAAAUGGAAAUAUGUAAGAGCAGCGAGGAUUGAGAAUCCCUUUCGUUUUGCGGAGCUCGCAAAGCGUUCAAAAGCCUCGAGAGACUUGGCGAAAUACAGGUAACUGGUGGUUCUUUUCCAUUUCGUAAUUCUCUCUCUCUCUCUGUCUGAUUUGUUCGUCGAGACAUAAAUAUAUGUAUAUAUCUUCUAGCAUUAAA